Molecule: messenger RNA, 849 nt
Organism: Dreissena polymorpha
Lineage: Eukaryota; Metazoa; Mollusca; Bivalvia; Myida; Dreissenidae
Product: heavy metal-binding protein HIP-like
Exons: 4
Coding region: 119-796 (225 amino acids)
Molecular function (GO): protein binding
Source: RefSeq, a predicted model, not a curated record
GGCAUUGUAGUCUAUUGAUAAGCGAUAGAACAUAGUCGUUAAAUAACAACACACGUCGACUAGUAAAACUGUCUCAGUGUUCUAUUCAAAUCUCGAUUUAUCGCGGACAACAGGUACAAUGCGUGUGUUCUGUUUGACGCUGUUUGUACUGUUUGUGCCUCAAGUGGUAUGCUUGUUUGAAACAUUUUCAUCAGAAUGUGGGUGUAAAAAUGAACUACAAACAUUUGCAAGGCAGCUGCAAUCAGUUCAAGACGCAGUUACGAACGUGACCGCAAACGUGACCAGCAUGCAGGGCCUGAUUGACACGCUCGUGAAAAAACAGUCAGCCUUGCUCACCCAGAUCAGUCAACUGAACCGCACUCUGCACUCCCCUAAGGCCAUUGUUUUCACCGCCCAACUUGCGAAGGACACGGGCAUCCUCGGGCCGAACCAGUACGUGGUCUUUGAUCACGUGGUUACAAACAACGGAGGAGGAUAUGACGUCCAAACAGGGACCUUCGUGGCACCUGUGACCGGAACGUACAUUUUCUACGUGUCAAUCACCAAUUUCAAUCAGACAGACGCCAGUGUCCAGUUGGUCAAAAACGGCCAUCAUCUGCUGACCAUCACGUCCUCUGCAUCGGUCACUUUCCACAAUGCGGUUAACCCGGAAACCAACACCCACGUGGUCACGGUAGGUCUACAUGCCGGGGAUCACGUGGGGGUGCAGAACGCCGGCAAGUUCGACUCCAAUGAGCGCCUCCUUGCUUCCCCUCUGACGUCAUUCUCUGGACAGUUGAUAAGCCCUGUGUUCUGAUUGCGGUUAUUUGCCGUAGUAUAUAACCCGAAAUAAAAUUUAUUUUAAUUGUU